UUACUUGCUAGCUAUGAGAGGAGAAAGUCUGGCCAGCUGCUGCUCUACAUAAUAACACCGAAAGCUGGGGCCAGCCCAGAGAGCUGCGUCACCUUGCAGCUAGCUAGCAAGAAAGCGCUGCACUGAGCCUGGGAACAGAUCCCCCCUUCUCUCUGCCUAGGAAACAAUACCGCUUAGUGGGGGAUAAAAAGAGCAGCCGCGGCGGGCAACAAGGGCAGCAUGGAGCUGCUGUGCUGCGAGGUGGACACUGUCCGCCGGGCUCAGACUGACCCAGCGCUGCUCUUUGAUGACCGAGUCCUUCAAAAUCUGCUUACCGUGGAGGAGCGCUAUUUACCCCAGUGCUCUUACUUUAAGUGUGUCCAGAAGGACAUCCAGCCCUUCAUGAGGAGGAUGGUGGCCACUUGGAUGUUGGAGGUUUGUGAAGAACAGAAGUGUGAAGAAGAAGUUUUUCCUUUGGCUAUGAACUAUUUGGAUAGAUUUUUAGCUGUGAUUACAACAAGAAAGUGCCAUCUGCAGCUACUGGGGGCUGUCUGUAUGUUCCUGGCAUCAAAGCUCAAAGAGACAAUUCCUUUAACUGCAGAAAAACUUUGCAUUUAUACUGACAAUUCAAUCAAACCCCAAGAGCUGCUGGAGUGGGAGCUGGUGGUGUUGGGAAAGUUGAAGUGGAAUCUUGCAGCUGUGACACCACAUGAUUUUAUUGAACAUAUACUAAGAAAGCUGCCUCUACCUAAAGACAAGUUGCUUUUGAUCCGGAAACAUGCACAGACGUUUAUUGCACUUUGUGCCACAGACUUUAACUUUGCCAUGUACCCACCAUCAAUGAUAGCAACUGGAAGUGUAGGAGCCGCAAUCUGUGGGCUGCAGUUUGAUGAUGGAGAAAUUUCACUGUCUGGCGAUAGUCUCACGGAACAUUUGGCCAAGAUCACUAGCACCGAUGUGGAUUGCCUUAAAGCUUGUCAGGAACAGAUUGAAUCAGUGCUACUCAGCAGCCUUAGACAAAACAGAACACAGUCUCAGCAGAGCAGCACAUCCAAGACAGUGGAUGAACUGGAUCAGGCCAGCACUCCCACAGACGUGAGAGAUAUCAACCUGUGAGGAGUCCCACGUCAACAGUCUUUCUUGUUCUUUAUUUUUAGAACAAAGCCUUUUUAUCUGCUCCCACUUAGUAAAAUAUUUAAAGCUAUUUUAAAUAUGGAAAAAAAACAAAAAAACUGAAUAAUUAAAAAAAGAAAAGUGUUUGUUGCCUGUGAUGUCCUUUAGAAGGGAAUCCCACAAUAUAUUUGAUAAUUGCUGUUAUAUUCUAUAUUGUUAAAAUAAGUGCUUAUAAAAGCAUAAACCAUAGCUAGAUUAUUGUAAACCUGCAUUUUGUGGGAUCAACUUAGAUAUACUUUUUUACAUUAUAAUGUAGUUGCAUACACCCCUUCUUAAGUUUCCGAAUGGAAGUGCUCGUGUGUGCGUUUUUAUAAGUUGAUUUUUAGAUUGCAAAGCAAUAGACUAAUGGAUUCUAGAGGGCAAUGCAAGAAGAAAUCCCUAAAUUGAUUCAAAAGUUUUUGGAUUAUAUGAUUAUUGGGGAUGUCUCUUUUUUGAUUGUUAUCUAUAUAGAGGUGCUUUCAGAAUCUUUUGUUUAGUUUUGUUUACUCUUGCUGUCUAUGGUAGCUGCUACCGAAGAAAGAAGAUGCUUUAUUUUUGCAAGCCUAAGGCAGGUUUUUUUUUUUAUUAUUAUUAAUAUUAUUUUUGUUUUUACUCCCUAUUUUCAAAUAUGGUUUAUUUCUCCUAAGUACUAGGAUACGAUUAAAUGAAAUGAUCCUGUUUAAUCAACUGUGGACCAAUUCAAAUGAAUGAAUGUAACUUUAAUAGGCUCUUUAGGAAUGUAGUACACAAUUUUCUGUGUUGGAUUUGGAGUUAGCUAGUGUGCAAAUGUAUGUACUAGAAAGUGCAACUCCUGUUGAUUCUUAUUGAAUGCCAUAAAAAAAAUCCCCUAACAAAUACUCUGUAUUAUUCCUGGUUUGCAGUUAAGCAUUAUUGUAAACCAUUUCAUUCGAAAAAAGCACUUUGAAAUUGUUCCUAAGGGAUAAAUGAAAUGGUUUAUGAAAAUUAUUUGGAGCAAAUAGCAUGCAGCUUUUCUAACCUCCACACCCCCACUGCCAAAUACAUCUAUUUCAAUAUAUGGUGUUGCUGGACCUUUCAACACCUGCCUUGGACAACAUUCCUUAUACAACAUUCCGGAUACAUAACAAAAAAGAAAACAGACAUGAUUUAUGAUUAUUAUUUUUUUAUGACCCUGAAGGAUCUUAACUUUUACGCUGCCAGAGGGACUGGCAUUACGUGCGGGUGUCACAGAUUAUAGGUUUUUAUUGCACCUGCAUGCAGCUUAUUUUACAUAUUGUUAUACUAUAGCUGGUAAACAUCAAGAUUUCAGAGUUUUGUUGUAUGUCCGAUAUGUACCAGUGUACUUGAAUAUUUUUUUUCCUUAUUUUUGUAGUUGCUCCAGCAAUCAGGCAUUUAGAUUUUUUUUUAAUUAUUAUUAUUAUUAUUUUUGAGCUGGUGCAGCUUUAUUUCUUGCACAAGUCUAUGAAAAUUGAAUUAAGCUGUUGGGUUAAAAAAAAAAUAGUUCUGAAUUUUCAAAUACAAAGACACGUGUAACAAAGCAUUGUCAUUUGUAAAACAAUUUGCUAAAUGGGGAUUUGCCAUAGUUUGGCUAGAAGUUAAAAAGGAUUGAGUAAUUAUAUAUAUAUAUAUAUAUAUAUAUAUAUAUAUAUAUAUAUAUAUAUGUAUGUAAUUAUUAUUUUUUUAUAUAUAUUUUUUAAAUUUGUUUGCGCUGCUAAGGAGCUAUGAUUUUGUUUCAUUCUUAUUCACAUUAACAGUACUUAGCUGUAUUGUUUCACUGAGUGUGCUGCUAUUUUAUAAACAUUUUUAUAAUAUAUUAUUUUACUGCUUAAAUUUCCAAUCCUGAAGUAGAUGGUUGAGAUAUGAGUACUUUUGAUUUACUGGAAAUGCCCUUGUACAGGUUUUCUAUUAGCGUGUUAAUGACUUUUUCUUCCUCAUCACAAUCUGCAAAAAUGGUAAAUUUACCUCAGAUUUACUGGACACAGAAAUGGUUUCCAUUUUCACAAUACCUCACACUUUUACAGUUUUCCUCUUGGAUGGGAGUGUUAUGCUUUGUGUAAAGCCAGCUGGAGUCUGUUUUUUCACUUUGUUGCUUGGCUUCCCCUUUUCAGUUUAAACGGGAAAUAAUUUACUGCAUCAUUUCAUGUUUGGGAAUGCAGGGAAUGAACAUGCUGCAAUAUUCAACAGCGCUAAGUAUUAAUACAUCAUUUUAAUAAAGGGAUGUGCAAUUGAUGCAUUACAUUUAAUGUGUUGCACUGUUUUAAAAACUUUGUUUUAGCAGAAUAAGAGCUUUUAGCAUGUUUGCUUCAUAAAUAAACAAGCUUAAAGGGACAUAAUACUCAUAUGCUAAAUCACUUGAAACUGAUGCAGUAUAACUAUAAAAAGCUGACAGGAAAAUAUCACCUGAGCAUCUCUAUGUAAAAAAGGAAGAUAUUUUACCUCACAAUUUCCUCAGCUCAGCAGAGUUAGUUCUGUGUAAAAAGUUAUACUCAGCUGCUCCCAGCUGCAGGUAAAUAAAAAAAUGAAGAAAUGAACAGCAGCCAAUCGGCAUCAGCAGUGCUGAGGUCAUGAACUCUUACUGUGAUCUCAUGAGAUUUGACUUAACUCAUGAGAUUUCAUGAAGCUCAUCCCUUCAGUUGUCCCGGGACAGACAUACUGAUAUGCUGCUUAGAAAUCCUUUACAAUGGGAGGUGGCUACUGAGGAACUUUCGAGGUAAAAUAUCUUUCUUUUUUACAUAGAAAUGUUCAGGUGAUAUUUUCUAGUCAGCUUUUUACAGCUAUGCUGCAUCACUUUCAAGUGUUUAAACAUUUGGCCCUUUAAUGUAACUAGCCUACAGCACUCUUUAUUCAAUUUUCUAUUACAUAACUUUUCGCAAUGCAUCCAAUCAGACUGAAUCACCUGAGCAGUUCAGUCAUGUUGCUAAUUUCUGCAGCUUCUAACUAUACAGGGUGAAGUUAUGUAACAAAAGCGAAAGUACCUGAUUAAAGGCUAGAUUACGAGUGGAGUUCUAUAUUGCCCUUCCACUCGAGCAUUAACAUCACUAGAUGGACGCUUUUUGCGCAUACCAGGUUGCGCUUGUAUUACAAGUUGAAAGUAAAACAUUUAUGUGUGCGCAAAACCUGACAACCUAUUCUCCCCCAAAAGUCAAUGAAUAGCGCAAACUUAAGAAAAAGUAACAUCUAUACUCCUGCGCUAACCCGACAGGAGUAUCUGAUACUGCUCAUGUAAAAUACAUACAGUAUCUAUAGGAAUAGAUAUACUGGUAUAGGUUUAUAUAGAUAUAUAUAUAUAGAAAUAUGUAUUUACAAUACAUAGCCAAUAUGAAAGAAACGGAGGUUCUUCAAAGUAAAAAUGCUUUUCAGACUGUGCAUUUACAAUACAUAGUACAUUAUCCUUUAAGUGAAGGAUAUUGGAAGGUGAAAUAUGUACAGAACAUAUACAGUAAUACACAAAUACUUAAAUACAUAUGUAACCACAUAUAUGUGUGUAUAUAUAUUUAUAUCUCUGUGUUAAAGCCCUUUGCAAGCCUUUUUUUCUUAUUAUUAUUUUCUAACACCUGAGACCUCAUAUCUUUGAGCCCUUAAAAAUUAUUUUAUAAAAAAAAUUGCAUUAAAAAGUUAUAUCAGGGUUAAUAUGAGUGUAACUGUACUGUUAAAUGUAUCUUUGAUGUGUUUUGUGCAAUUGUUUUGUCGUGCAUAACUGUUAACUAGAGCUAACCUGACGUGUAUUAAAUUCAAUUGUGCUCGAGCGAACACGCUUACUUUCAACUCGUAAUACGCACGCUAUUUGUCGCAUGCAAAAAGUCGGGAAAUACCCUGUAUCGUUUGAGCGCUACAGUUAGCGUACCACUCAUAAUCUAGCCCUAAAGGGGCAGAAUUAAGAGGCUCAGCUUUGGAAUGCUUUAAUAUAUAUUUAGCAAACAUGAAACAAACAGCAUCAUUUAUGCAAUAACCGUGUUGUUUGUGUAAUAGAAGUGGCACAUUAAAGCUAAUGUGUCCCUUUCAUAUCCCUUUGUUUUUCUGUGAAAUAAGCAGUUACAAAACAUAUCUCUUGAAACAGCUAAUAAAAGCUGUUGUCACAGGCUGAUAGUUAAACUUGGUGAGUCUAAUUACCAGAUGAUGACUAAUGUAUUACAAAAUGUACAUGUUGAAAGUGGAUUGGAGAACCUUUCAAAGUAAGUAGAGAUCUAUUACCUUUUGCAGAAUGUUAAUUUUUUUAGGAGAAGUUUAAUAAUCCCAUCCUGAAUUUAAAUGCUGCUUUAAGUUGUUUGAAAAAAAAAAAUCAGGCUUCAUGUUUGGCUUAUGAUUUUUAUUUUUAAUUAUUAUUUUUUUUUUUUUUUUUUGUCAUGGUGGAAAAAAAUGUUUAGCAGCAGCAUACAUGUGCUAGAAUUAUUUAUUACCAUAUGUAAGGGUCAAAGGUUCAGUAAAGAUUGUCAUUAUCACAAUUAGGAAAAAAAAGUUAUAUUCUAGUUUUAGGAAUUAAGGGAAUAACAGAUGUGUAUACAACAGCAUGAUUAUUAGCAUAUAGAAUUGCCUUUAGGCUUAGAAAAACUCUGAUAAUGAUAUGGCAUUGCAGUGAGUAUAAUGCAAGUCUGAAGGUUUCUUUAGUAAUAAUUUAAAUUAGGAGCCACUUUUUGCAUUUCUGGAUUACAAUCAUUCAUAGUUAUAUGCUUAAAAAGUAUUAAGCUAUGAACCAGCUGCUAGACAACCCACAAAGAAUCCAGUCUUGCUAAAUAAAAAGAGAACACAUAAAUAUUAUGGCUCUGUGUUUGCAUUGGUGGUGUUUAUGCACCUUAGUGUUUGUAUGAUCGUGAGCAAGUUCAUCUGUGUCUCUUCUUGCAUACCUACUAUUUAUAAUAAGAAUACCCCCCCCCCCUGCAGUCUAUCACACUUAUCAGAUUGCCAAAAGAAUAGUGCCAGGUUUUAAUCCCAGUGGUGGCAGCAUAAAUGUCACUUACUGUGAUUAUCCUAGAGAAGUGUUCUGGAAUUAAAAGGUAUUAUUCUAGGUGCCAGGAAAUGCCUAGGCUUUGUGGAUUUACAGUAAUCCACAUGAAAGCAACAAAAUAGUUUAACUGUCUUGUUGAUUUCUCCAGUAAGGUAAAGUAUUUUUUUCAUCCUCGGGCAUGUUUGGGAUGAAGCCCAUGUGGGUUGGCCUCAAGCCAGUAGGAACAAGGGAUUACUAUCCAGUUGCUUUUGUCUGUGUUCUACUAACCAGUAGGAUGCAGAUUGCGGAUUUAGGAAGUUGAGAAUGUGCUACUCGUUUGUGGUAAUUGCUUAGAAAUGGAAAUGUGUUUAAUUAAAAAGAAAAAUAAUAAAAAAAUAAAUAAAAUAAAACCAUGUUGUUUUAUAUAAGUAUUUUAUACAAGUUGCCAAAGCCUGAAACCUCUUAAAUUGUAGGACUAAAGUUGAACUGCUAACGUAUACUGCUGCUUCAAAUGAAAGACCCAUUCCCCAAAGCUUCAUGCGUAUCAUUUGGAAUGAAUACAACUAAUAUUUAUUAGUGGCUGGGUUUAUGCUUCUAUGUUUUAUUCUUAGCAACUUGAUUUUUUUUUUGUAACUGGAGUGAUAAACGUAACAGGAAUUCCAAAGUUCAAUAUAUGUAAAUUAAAUAUGGUUAGAGUUUGCCUUGGAUGUUUCUAUUUUAUUUUAAUUGGCAUCUAUAGCAUUGGUAAUGCGAUGGAAAUAAGUAUGUCACCGAUCCAUAAAACUCCCAUUGGAGAUGAUGAUGGAUUUUCUUUGGACAUAAGAAUUGUAUAAAUCAUAGGGAAACUAGUGGGCUUUUAAUCUUGGUCAUGCUGAGACAGUACUGUGUAGGGGAAAAACGUGGAUGUGUAUCAACAGAAGAGAAUCAUUUGAUCAUCACUAAAGCACUUAAUUUUACAUAAUUGCGUAUAAAAGUAAAAGAUACACUGCCUAGCUUAUAUUUACUGAACAUACUAUGUGCUUUAGUACCCAAAAUGUUUCUCCUAAUGACAUAGAUACAGCUCAUCACUUCCUGCAUGUGAUUGUCCGUUUAAUAAGUUGUCCAAAGAAUAGUCAUAUGCCAUUUAUUUGAAUAUAUUUAUUUCAUGAUAUUCAGAAGCUGAUUGACCACCAUAAUUAAAAUCAGUUGGACCAAUAAGCCUUAUAGCAUGAUGUAAUAUUUUUAUUAAGUAAAAGAAAUAAAAGCCUUUUGUAAGUCUACCUGAUUUACUUAAAAUGUGUUAUCAGGAAGGUUUGUACAUAAAACCAAAUAUUGCUAUAAAGAUGCUAGGUAAUGCUGCUGGCCCUCUUUCUAAAUAGCUUUUUGAAUGUGCCCCAAUUUUAAUUGGCCAGUGGAAUUUUUUUCCACCAUGUACCUCAAUCACUCAGUUGCACAAUUUUCUCUUUUUUUUUUUUUUUUUGGCUUUAAUCAAGUGUGAUGCCAUAUCAAGUCAUUGUUAUUCUCUCACAAUGUUCUUUUAAAAGGUGUGGACGAUUAUAUGGUCAUGGGAAGAUAGAAAGUGUAGUCACAAAUAAUGUUAAAAUUAAUGUGCAUUUUAGAAAGUAUGUAAGAUUUGUAUGGUGGAUAAGGCUGAUACCAUGUAGUUCUUAUUACAUAUUACAAGGUCUUGUCUGUUCAGUGUUAAGUUGUUCUUAUUAACUGUUAUUUGACUAGUUUUAAAAGGAGGAUUCAUGAAAUGUGUUUUGGAAGGUAUUACGUAUGAUGUAUGGACAAUAAACUCACCUUGACCUAAA
Messenger RNA from Bombina bombina (fire-bellied toad), 7824 nucleotides. RefSeq names its product cyclin D2 (gene CCND2). The coding region runs from base 220 to 1095 and encodes 291 amino acids. Gene Ontology annotation, molecular function: cyclin-dependent protein serine/threonine kinase regulator activity. NCBI's taxonomy places the organism in Eukaryota, Metazoa, Chordata, Amphibia, Anura, Bombinatoridae. Gene Ontology annotation, cellular component: nucleus; cyclin-dependent protein kinase holoenzyme complex; cytoplasm. The transcript is spliced from 5 exons. The record is from RefSeq and is a predicted model, not a curated record. Gene Ontology annotation, biological process: positive regulation of G1/S transition of mitotic cell cycle; mitotic cell cycle phase transition; regulation of cyclin-dependent protein serine/threonine kinase activity.